AUGUCAACUGUUGAAAAUUCUAAUACUACAUUUCAUCACCCUACUUAUCAACAACAACAACAACAACAAUCUAGUUCUAAUAACCCGUCUUCAACAAUUCCAAAAUUAUCUAUUCAUCCACCAGUUACAAAUUCUACAAACCUUACCACUAGUAAUAACAACAAUAACAACAACAACACUGGUUUCCCAUUUAUUAGUCCUAUUACACCUGGUAGUUUUGAUUUCUCCAAACCAUGUCCAUUAUCAGCUCAAACAAUUAAUUAUAAUAAUAAUAAUAAUAGUAGUACUAGCAAAUUUCCAGCAUUGUUUAAAUCACCUUCACCAACAACAUUAACUUUUAAUCAACUACCCAAUAAUAUUCAUAAACAAACUAUUGAUACUUUACAACCAACUGAUUAUGAUUUAAUUGUUGAUAUAAGAGGGUAUAAUCUUUAUACUAUCAAUCGAAUAACUAAUGCCAUUAAUUGUUGUAUUCCAACAACAUUAUUAAAACGGAAUUCAACUGGUUUAGAAACAAUUUUAAAUCAACUGAUUAAUUUAUCAACUGAUUUAAAAUCAACUAUUUUGGGUUAUUUAAAAUCAGAUACUACUACUACUACUAAUACUAAUACUAAUAUUAAUAAUAAUUCACUGAUGGUUAAAAAAUUAAAUGUAUUAAUAUAUGAUCAUAAUUCUAAUUAUGAUUUUAUAUCAUUUAAUUUAUAUCAUACAAUAUUAAAAUUUAAUCAAUUUAUUAAUCAUUUCAAUAUCAGUUAUUUAGAAGGUGGAUUUUAUCCAUUGAAAAAUGAUAUUGAAAAAUAUCAUCACCUAAUAGAUGAUUCUGAUAUUUCCAACAACAACAACAAUAUUGGCAACUUCUCAACAAUGAAUAAUUCAAAAUUACAACAUAGGAAAGCCAAAAGUUUAUCUGGUUUAACAUUACCAAUGAUAACCAAAACCACUCCAAAUAAUAAUAAUAACACCACCAGCACCACCACCAGCACUAAUAACAAUAACAUUAAUCAAUUAUCUUCAUCAAUUAAUAAUAGUUUUUUACAAUCAAUUCAUAAAAAAUCAAAUGGUAAUGAUGAACCAAUACUGGAAGAAUUACGUAAUUAUCAAUUAAAAAUACCUCAAAGUUUACAAAAUAUUCCCAAUUGGUUACAUAAUGUUCAUUUAUAUGAAAAUUUUGAAAAAUUAGAAAAUUUCGAAAAAACCAGCAUCAAUAAUAUUUUCAAUAGUAGUAAUAGUAUUACUACUACCACCACCACCACAUCGAAACUGGGUUCUUCUAUUGGUAAGUUUGGUAAUAAUAAUAAUAGCAACAAUGAUGAUGAUAAUGAUAAUGAUAUUAUAUCACCUUGUUGUAUGUCAUGUCAAAAAAUUGAAUUCAAUGUACCUAGAGGUAUAGAAUAUGGUUAUAAAAAUCGUUAUAAAAAUAUUUGGCCUUAUGAUCAUUCAAGAGUUAAACUAACAGCUUCUACAAACAACAACAACAAUAACAACAACAACAACCAUAACCCUCCCUCCUCACCCUCCUCUUGUUCUUCUUCAUCAUUUAUUGAUGAUUAUUUUAAUGGGAAUUUCAUUAAUACUAAUUCCAUCAUACCAAAUAAUCAAUUCACUUAUAUUGCCACACAAAAACCUCUAAGUUCAACAAUAUCGGAUUUUUGGAAUAUUAUAAAUCAUGAAAACAUCCAAAUUAUAAUCAAUUUAGAUUAUGAACCAAUCAAUUAUUUCAAUUAUAAAGAAUUUAUAAAACUGAUUAAACCAAUACCAGAAAAAACAGAUAAUACCAAAAAAGUUUAUUUGAUUAAUGAAAAAAUUUAUUAUAUACAAUAUUUAUCAUGGCCUGAUUUUAGUAUACCACAAGAUUAUCAAAGUUUUUUAAAUUUAAUAAAUUUGAAAAAUGAAAUAACGGCAAAAUAUGAUUUGAAUAAAAAAAUUUUGGUUCAUUGUUCUGCUGGUUGUGGUCGUACUGGAGUUUUCAUUACUUUAGAUUCAUUAAUUCAAGGUAUAAUAAAUAAGGACAAUGACAAGGACAAGGAUAAGCCAGAAGUUGAUGGAGAAGUUGAUGGAGAAGUUGAUGGAGAAGUUGAUGGAGAAGUUGAUGGAGUUGUUUUUGAUGUUUAUAAAAGUUCAAAAGAUUUGAUUUAUAAAUUGAUUCAACAUCAAAGAAAACAAAGAAUUUCAAUGGUACAAAAUUAUAAUCAAUUUAUUGCUUGUUAUGAAAUUUUUAUAAAAUUUUUAAUUAAUCAUGAAAAAGAUUAUCAACAGAAUCAAGUAUAA
Molecule: messenger RNA, 2268 nt
Organism: Candida albicans SC5314
Lineage: Eukaryota; Fungi; Ascomycota; Pichiomycetes; Serinales; Debaryomycetaceae
Gene: PTP2
Product: tyrosine protein phosphatase
Exons: 1
Coding region: 1-2268 (755 amino acids)
Biological process (GO): protein dephosphorylation
Molecular function (GO): protein tyrosine phosphatase activity
Source: RefSeq, a predicted model, not a curated record